Ectocarpus sp. CCAP 1310/34 is the source of this 1608-nucleotide messenger RNA. NCBI's taxonomy places the organism in Eukaryota, Phaeophyceae, Ectocarpales, Ectocarpaceae. The record is from the annotation of a GenBank genome assembly.
AUGAGUAUACCCCCCCUCCCCCGCGCGCGCGUCGCCUUUAGCGGUACAAACCAACAGGCCCUGACCCUCCUGACGCCCAUCACGCUCAAGUACGGCGACGCGAUCUCGUGGGGAGACCUCAUCACGCUCACGGGAGACAUGGCCAUCUCGAGCAUGGGGGGUCCCAUCCUGGAAUUCUGCGCUGGUAGGCAGGAUGACUUCUCCGGCUACGACAGUCUCGAACUCGGACCGAGUGAGGAACAGGAGGCGACUGCUCCUUGCGCCGUGAACGGAACGUGCGAAGUUCCUCUUGGAACCAGUACGGUGGGGCCCAUCUACGUCAACCCAGGCGGGCCGAUCGGUGUCCCUGAAUCUACGGAAAGUGCCCCCCAGAUCCGUGAAGUUUUCGCGCGGAUGGGUAUGCACGACACCGAGACCGUGGCUCUCAUCGGCGGAGGGCUCGCGUUCGGCAAGUUCCGCUGGCCCACUUCGUCGCACAUGCCUUCGCUAAGCGACCGCCACCACCAUAACCUGCUUGCCCCCACGUAUGCUGGCCAUCCCGUUCGAUGUCUACAGGAAAGAUUCACGGGGCGUGCCCUACCGGUUCCUGGCGCAGACCCCAUCGACGCCCCCGAAGACCCCUGGCCGGGAACGUGCGGGGACCCCGAUUCCGACACCUUCGGGCAAGGCGAGAACACCUUCACCUAUGGCUUUGAGAGAGCAUGGACGGAAGAGCCCACGGACACCGAGUACCUCCCUAUCGUGGAAGAGUUCGCCUCCAACCAAGAAGCCCUGGAUAUCGCCUUCUCUAACGCCUGGUACAAACUCGUCACGCCCGACAUGGGCCCGCACACGCGCUGCGUCGGCACCGAUGUCCCCCUCCCGCAAGAUUUCCAACGCCCGCUCCCCGACACGCCGACGGUCCUCUCGAGCUACACGCGAGGGAUCGGUCAAAUCCUGGAGGCGGAUUCAACGCACGCGUCCCUGUUUUUGACCCUGGCCUACCAGUGCGCGUCUACCUUCCGGUCUACGGACUACACCGGGGGGGGCUGCGACGGUGCCAGGAUCAGGUUCCCGCUCCACAGCGAGUGGACUAGCAACGCGGGCUUGAGCACGCCCGUGAAGGAUGAGUACCCGGACAUCUUCUUCGCCGACCUGAUCGUCCUGGCUGGCCAUGUCUCCCUCAAGGAGGGCGGCUCUGUCCCCAAUCUAUCAUACUGCAAGGGUCGCGUCGACGCGGAGGAGGACGAUCCCAACCACGAACUCCUCGAUAUACUCGAGAGCCACACGCGAGUGGCGCAGAUGGUGGCGCUUGCGGGGCGCCCUCGCAGUUCUUACAUCAUGAACGCCCUUGGAUACAGCGGUUCCUACACGGAAGAUGAUGCAGCGGACUCUAGCGGAUUUUGCGCCGCAGAGGAGGUGGACGGAAUGGACGGCACGGAGUACCAGGCCGUCGGCAAGUCGGGGGUGUAUGUCCUCGCUACAGACCUAGCCCUGGUUUGGGACGCCGAGUUCAAGGCUCAGUCCAUCCUGUGCGCGCAGGACAACGACUACUUCCUAGAGCACUUCGGAUCUGCUUGGACCGCUUGGAUGAAUGCUGAUCGCUUCGACAGGAUGCAAUUAGGAUAA